Molecule: messenger RNA, 2004 nt
Organism: Aspergillus bombycis
Lineage: Eukaryota; Fungi; Ascomycota; Eurotiomycetes; Eurotiales; Aspergillaceae
Product: putative CP2 transcription factor
Exons: 4
Coding region: 1-2004 (667 amino acids)
Biological process (GO): regulation of transcription by RNA polymerase II
Cellular component (GO): nucleus
Molecular function (GO): RNA polymerase II cis-regulatory region sequence-specific DNA binding; DNA-binding transcription activator activity, RNA polymerase II-specific
Source: RefSeq, a predicted model, not a curated record
AUGUUUGGCAAGAGGAAAACUUCGCAGAAGCCGAACGAGGGGCUCAUUCGAGAAUUUCGCAAUGAUUUCCCGCAUGUCUUUUCCGAGCUUUCGAUCGCUCCGGCGCUUCACCCAGAGGGUCUCGUCAGCCACGCCCAACCACUACAGCCUGCGCCCUGGGACGAACCACCGUCCACGUCCACGCCGACGAAUCUCCUCAGUUUUGUGAGUCCCACAAGUCAGCCGCAUGCCGUCUACACGCCACUGCCCGAUCAAAUGUGCGCCGUCCUGCAUAGCCCGGCAGGAGAUUUGCACACCCCGACCGUGGAGUGGAACCUGACCAGCUCGCCCUUCCGCUGGACCCAAAUGGUCAGUGCCCAGACGGUCCGUUCCCAAGAUGACUCUCUACCCGCCAACAUCGCCCUGUUCCCCUCGCUCGACCCGAGCCAGGUCUUCUCCAAUGUGGACCCAUUCGCCCCGGCCUUACAUGCGUCACCCAUCGUCGCGCGCUAUUUUGAUCAGGAUCAUCAGGAAUUCGUGGCGCCGGAUGAAUGCGAUCGGAAAGACUCGUUCAUAGCAUCCGUCAGGCAACUCUCGGCGGACCACUCGGAAUCGCUGACAUCGAAUGCCCCUGAGAGGGCCGCCGUACAUCCGGAAAUCCCAUCCCGCUACCAUGUCAUCCUCCAUGCGCCGACCGCGAUGUUCGACCAUGCCCGCGAUAUCCCCGUGACCUAUCUGAACAAAGCCCAGGCCUACACGAUCACGGUCGUCGACUCCCGUCCGCCGGUCGCGCCCGCCCAGCCGAUCCAAUACCGGACCCGAAUCGGAAUCGCGUUCGAAGAACCCACCCACCGAUGCAAUCCGACCCUCUGCUGGCAACUGUGGCACGACGCGCGGGGUAAGAGUGACGCCGAGCGACGGGGCGGUCGCCCAUGCGCGGUGGAAUUGGUAGCGCUGAAGGGAGGUGGCCGGGAGUCUGAUCCGGCGUGGCAUCUGGAGAGUGCGUCCUUUAAUCAGUUCUGUGUUUCGUGGACGAGUCAGGCAGAGGCCAGUUCGUCGGAAUGCCAGAUUCUCGUGCGAUUCCAUUUUCUCUCCACAGAUUUCACGCAAUCCAAGGGGGUAAAGGGGGUGCCGGUGAGAUUAUGCGCGAAGACGGAGAGGAUCUCGUCGCCGGAAGUCCCGUCGGAAGCCGAGACCCAGGCGGAAAUCUACUAUUGCCGUGUGAAGGUCUUCCGGGAUCAUGGUGCUGAAAGAAAGCUGGCCAAUGACGUCGCUCACAUCCAGAAGUCGAUUGAGCGUGUCGAGAAACAAAUCGCCCGGGCGGACUAUCACGGGGGUGCCCUCGGUAAGAAGCAGAAACGCAGGAGCGUCGCGCACGGGAGCACUCCGAGUGAUCCGACCCGAUCGAUGAGUCGCUCUCCCAGCGUGUCCACCCCGGGCGAUCUGUACAAGGUGUUGUACGAUCUGCAACAACUCUUCACGUCCCCCCUUUCGGUGAGUGUGUUUUCCCUGCCUGGAGAUGAGCAGGACGACCCAGAUCAGCUGGCUAGCAUCACGCUGGGGAAUCAUCCGCCUUCGCCACCCGAUGAGACGGACGUUCGUGGCGAUGCCGACUACGAUGGUCCGACCGAAGAUGGCUUUCCUAAUCGACUGUCUCGUUCUCCCGCCCAACUGUCGUACCAUAUCACUCUGGACCAGGCCACGUCGGCCGACCCGCGCGUGGCCUGUUUCUACGUCCAAAUCCAGAAGAAUAGCCGCCCGAGUGCCUAUUACCAUGCGGUAUACCUGUCCCAGCGGACCGUCCACGAGUUGGCGUUGCAGCUGGCCAAGCACGCUCGCGUCGACCCGAGAGGCAUCACUCGCGUGGUCCAUGUCAAACGAAUGGGACUAUCGAUCAUGGUCGAUGACGACGUGGUCCAACACCUGUCAGAGGGUCAAGACAUGAUUGCGAGCUUCGUAGAGCUCCCUGCAGUGAACCAUGACCUGCGUUGCCAGCCUCGUUUUGAGGUGCAAUUGACCUAUUAG